AGAAGAGGAGGUGUUUGUCUUACUUUGUGGUGAUGGUGUUGCCGACAUUUUUAGGUGCUGAGGCCACAUCCCUGCUCCAAUUACCGACCUAACCCAGCCGUUAACUACCCAAACCUUCCUUAAUAGUCCCCUCUGUUGACUGGCUCCGUGGAUGACUUAGGAAGAAGUUAUCAGCCAUAGGAAUUCGUCACCAUCCUACCUGUGACCUUGAAUUUCCAGUUGGACAGGUGCAUAUUUCUCACCUGUAGUUGCAGUCAAUGUGUCGGGGAUGUCGUUCCUGCGCGGUUCGGCCAACUAUGUGUGGUGCACGACGUCGGUGCUGGGCAAGGGGGCGACGGGGGCUGUGUUCCAGGGCGUCAACAGGCACACCGGUGAGCCCGUGGCGGUGAAGACGUUCAACCAGCUGUCCCACAUGCGGCCACACGAGGUGCAGAUGAGGGAGUUUGAGGUGCUGAAGAAAGUCAACCAUGAGAGUAUCGUCAAACUUCUGGCCAUUGAGGAGGAGCAAGAGGGCCGAGGGAAGGUCAUUGUGAUGGAGCUGUGUACGGGCGGGUGACUCUUCAACAUCCUAGACGACCCGGAGAACAGUCACGGGCUGGAGGAGGGAGAGUUCAUACUGGUGCUCUCACAUCUCGCUGCCGGCAUGAAGCACCUCAGAGACAACAACUUGGUGCACCGUGAUCUCAAGCCGGGCAACAUCAUGAAGUUCAUCGACAUCGACGGCUCCACCAUCUACAAGCUGACGGACUUUGGCGCGGCGAGAGAGCUCCAGGACGACCAGCAGUUCAUGUCUCUCUACGGCACAGAGGAAUACCUGCACCCAGACAUGUACGAGCGAGCCGUGCUGAGGAAGCCUGUUGGGAAGACCUUUGGUGCUCGGGUGGACUUGUGGUCGAUAGGUGUGACACUUUACCAUGUGGCAACGGGAAUGCUGCCCUUCCGUCCCUAUGGUGGGCGCCGCAACAAGGAGACCAUGUACCAUAUCACCACGGAGAAGGCGCCGGGGGUCAUCUCAGGGGUGCAGACCUCGGAGAACGGGCCCAUUGAGUGGUGCACGUCCUUGCCGGAAACCUGUCAGUUGAGCCUGGGCCUGAGGAAGCUGGUGACCCCUCUGCUGGCCGGUCUCCUUGAGGUUGACCCGCAGCGUAUGUGGAACUUCGAGAGGUUCUUCCAGGAGGUGACGAUGAUACUCAGCCGGAAGGUGGUGCAUGUGUUCCUGGUCAAUAAGGUCCAGCCACUCACUGUCUACAUGGACCCAGAACAUAGGUAUGAGGAGCUUCAGUACCUCGUAUGUGAGCAGACAGACAUGAACCCGGUGAACCAGCUCCUCCUCUACGACAACAAGCACUUCAGUUCUGUGGUGGCCAUGGACCAGCCCGCCUCCUCCUACCCCUCCUCCACCCCUCGCUCCCCCCUGGCCCUCUUCUCUAAGCAGGACGAUGAUGUUACGCUUACCUUGCCUGAGACACCUGCGGUCAAAUUUGGCAGCUUCCCGGCGUUGGUGAGUGUGGAGCAUGACGCCACGGUAGGCAAGUCCCUCUGUGCAGUUGGCCACGCAGUCAAGCGCAAGAUCGAUUACUUUUCGAAGUGCGUCUUUCUCAUUGAAUACAGCGUCCUUAUGUUCAUUGAGGUCAUCGUGCAGGAGCUGACGAGCCUCAAGUCCCAGCUGGCCCACGUGCAGGCCCUCACCGCCGCCGUGAGUGACCGCUUCAGCCAGCUCGUAGCCAACCACCGCAGGUUCCUCAUGCUGACCCAGAUGUGCGGCGGCAACCAGGACGUCUCAACCCAGGCACUGAGGGAGCGUAUGGAGGACCUGGUCAACAACAAAGUGGAUACGGAGAAAGCGAACCACUCGCACCCUUCGCCCGGGAGGUUGGAGGAGCUGGUGCAAGGUGCUGGGGCGGAGGACAGGGGGGUACGUGACUCCCUGAACGCAAUCGUCCCCAUGGUGAACCAGCUGUUCGAGAGGGUGGUGAGCGGCGGGCAGCUGCGGCGACAGUGGCAGCAGGUCAGGAGCGACGCAGCGGCGGUGGAGCGAGCGCCCAACAAGGCCGCCACACUAGUCAACAAGCUGAGGGAGUCCUGGCAACACCUACUCAGAGACAGAGCUGCCAGGACCUUGACUUUCAACGACGAGCAGUUCCACCUCCUGGAGAAGAUGAAGAUGAAGGAGACUGCCAAGAGCCUGGAGACACUGCUGGCCUCGGUGACGGCCACGCUCCACGGCACCACCGACCACCUGGCAGACUGGUGCAAGGUGGCCAAGGUACAGCGCGUCCAGACAGAGAUUGAAAAGGCAGACGUUGAGAAGCACGAGGCACUCCUGGCCACCUUCCAAGCCACACUGGGGGACACGGAGGAGAGCUACCACCUCACCCUCUCGGAGCUUCUGGCAUCGAUAAAAGACAGAAAGCUGCAGGACGACGCCAGGCUUCAGGUGGAGGGCGGCGAGGAAAGCAGUGACACCCGCAGCUCCAUUAGAACGACCGACUCCAAGGACACGAAGAAGGCCAAGAAAGACUCCAUCAACCAUUCCAGAGUUAGAGUAUCGUUGCAGGAGAUGUUGGAGACUCAGGAAAAGGCGAUGAAGCUGGUGCAGGAGAACGGGACAAUACUUGAGAGGUUUGGGCGCCUCACAGAGCUCACCAAGCCCUGAGGAAGGUCACCACACACACACACACACACACAUACACACAGACACAGAC
Messenger RNA from Eriocheir sinensis (Chinese mitten crab), 2705 nucleotides. Its product is annotated as serine/threonine-protein kinase TBK1-like. NCBI's taxonomy places the organism in Eukaryota, Metazoa, Arthropoda, Malacostraca, Decapoda, Varunidae. The record is from RefSeq and is a predicted model, not a curated record. The transcript has 17 exons. Gene Ontology annotation, molecular function: ATP binding; protein serine/threonine kinase activity. The coding region runs from base 644 to 2656 and encodes 670 amino acids. Gene Ontology annotation, biological process: peptidyl-serine phosphorylation. Gene Ontology annotation, cellular component: cytoplasm.